AGCCAAGAGCCCAAAGAUUGCAAUAAAACAAUUUAUAAUAAUAAAUGGAGAGAUCUUUGCAGACAUCACAGACAAAGAGUGAUGAAGUUAUUGAGUUUGAGAAGACAACCCACAAAGAGAAUAAGAAGACCGACAAGGAGUUGAGGCAAGCUCUUGAGACCAAUUAUUAUUCAUAUGAAUUCGAAGAUGAUUACUUCAACGAAGAUUCAGACAAUAAUGGGAAUGAAGAAGGCUAUGAUAUCUAUUUUACAUCCCAAAGGGAUAUGAACUUUGCUAAAUAUGCACCUUUUAAGGGGUUCAAGACCAAUGAUCUCUGCUUGAAAAAUAUCACCAGAGGGAAUAAGGAUGCCAAAUCUUUUCUAAGCUCCUGAUAUCCAGAGAGAAUUAAUAUGUUUAGGAUUAGUAAUCAAUUUUGACUCAAACUCAAUAACUCAUUGCUUAAUGAAAUAGUCAGGGCGAGCAAUACAAUCUUGAAGGAGAUUGCCAUCUGUGAAUUCAAAAUUACUUCGACUCAAUUUAAGAGAUCUAUUGCUUCUUUCGCUAAUGUGCAGACUGUGAAAUUUCAAUGGUGAACUGUAUCUGUUCCCAAUACUUGAGAUUUCUCUAAAUUAAUGGCAAAUGCUAAAAUGAAACUAUUGGAUCUGAGAGGUACAAUGUUUGAAAAUCUUAAAGAAUCAGAGGAAACCCCUAAAUUAUUUGCCAAGUUAAUCCAACGAUUAGCCACUUCUCCAGAUUUAAAGUUGAGCCUAAAAGAGAUGGAUAUUUGUUUUUGUGACAUUGAGAGAGAAGAAGCAAGCAUAAUUUUGAAUCAAAAUGGAUUUGAUAAAGUUAAAAUUUAAUAAUCUUGCCAAUCUAUUCAAUCAGUAAUUUCUAUGCUUUCAUUCAUACCUUUAUUCUCAUCUAAAACCUAAAUUUACACAACCCCAUGCUACUAAACAUCUUUCACUAACAAACCCAAUCACACACAAUUCCAAAUCCUCCCUUUCAUAUUCAACCCUACCACCCAUCAACCCCUAACCAAUCCUCCCCAAUAACCCCCCAAAUCUAUCCCCCUCUUCACCCCUAAACCCCCUCUCUUCUCUCUACCCCCCUCUUCACCCCCAAUCCCCCAACCCCAUUCUCUGCCACCCCUUCUGCUAACACCCAAUAAUCUCACCUGGAUUUCUCCCUUUAAAGCAUAAUGAAGGCUAUAAUUUGGGAAAAAUUUAAUGUUCGAGCAGGAUUUUUGGGAUUUAAGUUGGAUUAGGGGUUGAGGUGGGUUUUAGUGGAAGUAAUUUAGAGAUUGAGGAGGGGAGGUGUGGAGUGAUGUUUUGGAGGGGAGUUUUAGGGGGUUUUAGGGGAUUGGGGUUGCUGUGGAGGGGAGAUUGGGAUGUAUGGAAAGGGGAGAUGAGGAUUAGGGGUGGGAGAGAGGGUUGGGUGUUUUAAAGUGCAAAUUUUGUAAUGGCUUAAGUAAAUUUAUUAUUUCUUAAAUUCUCAUGGAUCUUAAGAGUGUUUACGGAUCUUGGCUUAUUAUUAUAAACAAGUUUGUUGCAUUCCAUACCAUUAAUCCAAAAAAUUAUAUCACUCCCAAUUUUCUCAAAUCCCUUUAUUUAUCUCUCUUCUAAAAAUUUCACUAUCUCUUCAUUCUGAUAUUUUUUUCAAAUUUCUCUGAAAUCCCCAAAAACCCGUUGCAAGGCAGUACUUGUUGCUUGUCUUUAGCCCAGGUAAGAUAGAGCGUAUUGCAGGAGUCUUGGAGCCAGAAAGAGAAUUUAGCUAAGACAUGUUGAAGAAGUUAAGCCAUCAUUAAUAAUCCUCAACCCCAGCUUUAAACCAUAAGAUAUAGCUCAUCCAUUACCUAAAUAUCUGAACACUUGCAAAUUUUUUCCUCAAAUCAACCCAAAAAUAAAUCCUACCCAAUCCAACCCAAGAAUCUUAACCCUUAAAUCCCCCAACACUCGCUAAACAUUCAUGCCCACUACCCCCUAAUCUCACAACAGAAGCUACCAUUUUCCCCUCCCACACACAAAAAUCCCCACAGCCCCUCAAACCAGCAAGAUUUCUUCCUAAAUGCACUAACCAUUCUCUUUGUUAAUACUUUUGGCCCAUUCUUGGAUAAGUGAGCAAGGGAAGAAGACAAGGUGGUUGAUUGGCAGAGGGCUUAUGG
Moneuplotes crassus is the source of this 2143-nucleotide messenger RNA. Lineage: Eukaryota; Ciliophora; Spirotrichea; Euplotida; Euplotidae. The record is from the annotation of a GenBank genome assembly.